UGAAAGUCUGCUGGAAGUGAUCACCUGACUUUCCCACUGUAAAGACAAGUUUGCAGGACACGUUAGCCUUACUGGAUAAAUGUGAGAAGUAAGUUCCGCCCCUUCUUCAGCUUCAUUUGACAGCCACCAACUUUUGUUCCCUGUUCACUGGAACUGAUAAUUUCCCAGAACCUGAGACAGCUGUUUGCUCUGUGUGCUCUCACCUGCCGAUGAGAUUUCCAGAUGAACUGAAGAGAGUAAAAAGCUAGUCUGGGGAAACAAUGGCUGAAUCGCAGCUUGACUGCUUGGAUGAUAAUCACAUUAACGAAAGAAUUCCUGACUCCAGAGCUGAAUUUUACUACAGUGAACAGCAAAGAUUAGCUAUUGAUGAGUUAAUAGAAAAAGGUGAACAUGAGUUUAAAGAAAAAGUCAAAAAGGAGAAAAUGAAGGAAUUUCUGUCAGCCAAAGAACUAAAAAUGUUAAGGAAACACUGGCGCAAAUAUGAUAUCACAGGAAAGGAAGGGGGUGAUUCUCAGAGUAAGGACCACGAAGGAGAGGAAUCUUUAUACUGGCCAGUGAUGUCAGAUGUAGCAAUCCCAUCACUGGAUCUAGGGUGGCCACUUGGUGGAUAUUAUAAGGGGGUCACACGAGUGAAUGUAUACGUGCAUCCCCCAAAAGAAAAUACACCACACAUAAAGGCAGUGGUCCGGAAACUAAUACAAGAUGCUCAAAAGGUCAUUGCUGUAGUGAUGGACCAGUUUACAGACAUGGAUAUAUUCCGAGACAUGAUAGAUGCUGGAUGUAAGCGUAAAGUCCCUGUGUACAUCAUCCUCGAUGAAGGUGGGCUACAGUACUUCCUGGAGAUGUGCCAGAGGAUGGAGCUUUCUGACUUCAUGGUCCGGAGCCUUCGAGUGCGCACUUUACCUGGGGUUGGCUUUCUUACAACAACUGGGAAAAUCCAAGGAUGUCUUUCCCAUAAAUUUAUGCUGAUCGAUGGCGAUAAAGUGAUGUCAGGUUCUUACUGUUUUACAUGGACUGCCUCUCGUAUUGAUCGAAACAUCAUCACAGUAAUGACUGGACAGAUAACGGAAAAUUUUGACAUUGAGUUCAGGGAACUAUAUGCCAGUUCAGAGGAAGUGAACUUACACAAAGAGCUGAACAUUCCUCAGUACAAACCACAUGUAGUGUCCAAAUCACAACCUACUAACAAACCUACAGUUCCUGCACCAAAUCCUUAUUCAACUGCUCUAGCACAGAAACUGAUGGUUAAUCCUAAAUAUGCUCUGGUCCAAGGUAUUAACGUGACUUCUAAUGACAUAAUUAGCACCUCUUCCUCUUCUCGUAAACCAGUCACAGGUCUGGACUUGAAAACAGAGGAUGCAAACUCAAGAAUCCAGCGAUAUCUGGAUACCAUAGUAGACACAAAAGAGGAGGAGCCUCCUAUGCCAGAGUGCAUACCAGACACUGGAAAGAAAAAGCGAACACCCACUUUUUUAGAAAGAAACAAAUCACAAGAUGGAAAAAAGGGUGAAAAGGAUAGGACAGAAACAGCCAAUGGUCCUGUCACUGGGGAGGCUAACUUCAGACACAGCAAAAGAAUGUUUUCAUCUUUCUUUAAGACUAAAGAUAGAAGCAGUUCAAGAGGGAAGAGACCCAGUCAGACUGACCUGCCUAACGGAGACAUCCUAUCAGCUUCUUCUAUAGCUAGUGCGGCUACACAUGAAGGCAGCUUUGUCAUUGUAGAAAAUGAAGAGGAACAGUUGGGCCCACAGAAUACCACUGGGCCUGCCAAAAUAACAAAAGAGAAAUUUGGAAGUCGCAUAAGUGCUUCUCUGCAAUCUCUUGUCUUGGGAGCCAGAGAAAGUUUAGCAGGAGAUGUGAGCCCAACGUCCAACAAAUUGAAAAGACGACCUUCAAAAAGAGGCGGUUGCACCCAGUCCUGAGGCUUCUUCAUAAAAAAAAAAAAAAAAAAAAAGCUGACACAUCAAUUGCCAUAAUGAUUCCAUAAAAACUUUUUUAAAGAAAGAAAAUUAACUACUAAAUGGAUACCAGCAUAUGGGUCAGCAUAGGUCUCAACCUUCUGUCCCCAAAAUGUGAAACACUACCUCUCAUAAUAAGGAAACAAUGGGCAAAAUGGGGAAUAUUUACUAGCAAAUUCAACUGGGAAGCUCACAGCAUGGUUAAAAACUGCAACUUCAUACAUACACAGUCUGUUUUGAUGAUGUAAUAUGAUUCAAUAUGAAUGUAUGUGACAAAUGUUUUAAUGUGGAACAUGAAACUUUUAAGAUUCAGAAUGAGGAACAGUUCUUCGUGAUGAGGUGCAAUUGAUAGGUCUGUUUUGUGCAAUAUUGCUUUGUUCACAAUGUUUCCUUUUUAAUGUGAUUUUUUUGAAGCUCUCUUGUAAUACAUUGUUCAUUUGCCAAUGCCUUUCAUCAACCAGCUCAUCUGCAAUCAAGAUGGAAAGACUGACCAAUAUCUCAAGAGACUUUGUUAAUGUUGUGGUAUGGUUUUGUGUAAUAAUUAAUUCCUUCAUAAUUUUUCUUCUUAAUGAAUUAUAGAGUCAAGAGGAGUCCCAAACCAACCUUAAAAUGCCACUAAUCACAGUAAAAUAAAUAGAUAGCACCUGUCACUAAAGACCUGAAAAUUCUAGAACAUCUGGACUGUUUCUGUGGUUUCACUACAACUGUUUUUUUCUUAAAGGUAGUUUUCACUGGACAAUAUUUUUUAACUCGGUCUAUACUGAAAAAGAGACUUUCAAAUACUGUCCUGCACUUUUUUUUCAUUUUCCAAUAGCUGAGUCAUUCUGUAAUUUAAAAAUGCAACACUUUCAAAUAGAAUACUUUUAGUAAUAGUUUUCUGAUCUGUUUACAUAAAUGGUUUAGAAAAGGACUUGUGAAACUGAAAUUAUCUUCUGCUAAGAGAAGUCAGCCUUGUGUGCUUUUGACACCAAUGGUUUAAAAAAGAACUUGUGAAAUUGAAGUUUUUGGCUAACAGAAGUCAGUCUUGUGUGCUGUUUACAAAAGGGAUGAUUUGAAAAGGCUGUGAGUGAUUUCUGACUUACUGAAAUUCUUCCAAACAUUCCUGAACUAUUUUUGGUUUACCAAAGGAUUAUUUUUAUAUUUUAGACCAGAACCAAGUCAGGGGCAGAUUAAAGUUCACUAAGCAAUGGAAUCCCUGUUUAACUCCUUUUGUAAGGUUUUAUUUGUGACAUCCAAUAUUUAAAUCUGUUGCUUUACAUGUUACCAGCAUUAAAAAAAAAAUAAAACAUCAUUUUUUAAAGUA
This is a messenger RNA of Protopterus annectens (West African lungfish), 3261 nucleotides long. RefSeq names its product family with sequence similarity 83 member F (gene SACK1F). The transcript is spliced from 5 exons. The record is from RefSeq and is a predicted model, not a curated record. Bases 261 to 1922 code for a protein of 553 amino acids. Lineage: Eukaryota; Metazoa; Chordata; Ceratodontiformes; Protopteridae.